Messenger RNA from Aplysia californica (California sea hare), 2493 nucleotides. Its product is annotated as hillarin-like. NCBI's taxonomy places the organism in Eukaryota, Metazoa, Mollusca, Gastropoda, Aplysiida, Aplysiidae. The coding region runs from base 1 to 2493 and encodes 830 amino acids. The transcript is spliced from 12 exons. The record is from RefSeq and is a predicted model, not a curated record.
AUGGGGUGUGGUCUGUCAAGUGAGCGUCAUGAGCGGGUGAAGGUGACGCAGAUGCCCGGCUGUUUCAUGGCCACCUACCAGCUACAGCCCAACUACGCCUACAGCCAGGGCCACGCCCUCUAUGUGGAGGACCACAAGCAGGUGGAGGUUCUGCCCCGCCCCUCCCCGCCCCCCACCAACAAGGGCGACAUCUUCCACAUAGACAAGUACAGAGUCUUGGACAAACGCGCUGACAAGGCCCCCAGCAAGUACCUCCGAGAGCCGUACUCCGCCCUGAUGGGCUAUCUCCUCACGGGAGUCUACGACGACCUCAGCAAGAUCCGCGUCAUCUACCGCUGGGUCACCUCGCUCAAGAUGGAGAGGAUCCUGCUGCCCAAAGUGGAGCCGCCCGCCACCACGCCACUGUUUCAGAUCUGGAGGAUCAAGAACCGGAAGGGGAACUACGCGCAGCUCAUCAGUAUUCUCUGCAGACUGGCGAACAUCCCGUGCGCCAUCAUCCACGGUCGCCUGAAGGGCUCCACCUAUGACGUGGGUCAGAAGGUGCACGACAGACUGCACUACGGGGAGUGGAACGCCGUGCUUAUAGACAGCUACUGGAGACUGCUCAACGCUUACUGGGGCGCGUGUGCUAUUGGCAGUGAAGGCAGCGACGACUGGCUGGAGAUUGACGACGGCGGAGAGGACGAGUCAGAGAAGAAAGCGGACGGCAAGUUCGCCACCAAGGAGUAUGUCUACGUGUGUGAUGAGAACUAUUUCCUCACAGACCCCCGCCAGCUCAUCACCACACACCUACCCUUCUCCAAAGAGUGGCAACUGCUCAGCGAGCCCAUCACCCUGGAGAGAUUCGAGCGUAUGGCUUUUCUCAAAGACAGGUUCUUUAAUCUGGGUAUGUCCGUCAUCACACAUUCUGAUUGUGUCAUCGGCUCGCAGUCGGGGGAGGUCGAGAUUUGUUUCGGAAUGCCGCCCGACGCCGCUCGCUACUACAAGUUUUACUAUCUCCUUUUCCGACAAGAAAAUAAAGACACAGGAGGCGUUUCCCCGAAGUAUGAUCGCUACGUAUUCAUGCACCGACCGAAAAAAGACGAACUCACCAUUCGGAUACGCUCGCCAGUCACCGGGACUUUCCGGCUAGAACUCGUGGGCAGAGAUACUCGCAUCAAGGACCCGACUUACGACUACGACUGGAUCGCUCUGUACAAGAUUCGAUUCUUCAAGGCCAAGGACAAAUGUCUUCCUUUCCCAAACAUGCCGGACCUGGGCUGGGGUCCGGGCCAAUACGCCACACAGCUGGGUCUGUCGGCCUUGUCACAUUGCUCGGGGGAGGUGAAGGCUUCGUGGUGCGGGGAGGCGGAGAUCAGUUUUGAGGUGUGCGACUACAACCGUAUGGGCAACCCCAUGUUCUACGGACGCCUCAGCCGCUCGGGCACCAAGGAGGAGAGGCUGAAGGACCGCGUGGUGCACCGUGUAGAGAACGGGCGCGUCAUCUUUAACGUGAAGCUGCCCAAGAGAGGGGAGUACAGCCUGUCUCUGGACGGCACGAGCGGGAAAAAACCAACGCCCAGGAACUUCGCCAACUACAUGGUGGUGUCCGACCAGAGGCCCAGCCAGGCGGGAUAUCCCAGGGGCUUUGACGAGGGCAUUGGGAAAAAGCCUGCUUGUGAUAGGUUCGACAUUGUACCCAUAAGCCACAAAUCAGGACUGAUCUAUGUGAAACAAGACGAGUUUGAACUCUGCUUCAAGACUCCACUAGGCACAGAGCUCUCGCUGUCUGUCAUUGGUUCUGACGUCAUGGUAUCGGACUCGCGGCGACUCGUGUCUGAGACAGUGGAAGGCGACAUGAUGAAAUACAAGAUUCGAUUACCCAAGGAAGGAACGUAUGGAUUGAAGGUGGGUUUGACAGUGAGACGCGACCUACUUGGCGCCAUAAGGGACCGUGCCCUGGAUGAACUGGUCAACGCCAUCACUCUGGUGAAGGAGAGAGGCUAUGAGCACAGGAUGGUCAGUGAGCUGAGGGAGGCCACCAAGAUGAUGGAGAGACUGCAGCAUAUCCAAGACCUGCUGCAUGAUGUACAGACAAUGAGCCAGAAGACUAUCACAGAAAUCCGCGGCUACUCCAGCCCUCCCCCCGCCGUACACAGAGUCAUGAUGGCUACCUUACUGUUGCUGGGGCAUUUUGAGGAGGAGACUCAGGUAUGUCUGUCUGACUGGCUCAAACUCCAAGCCAUCAUCGGCAAGACGGGCCGAGACUCCAUCAAAAAACGCUGUGAAGAACUCAACCUUGACGACGUGCCUCUGGACAUAGCCCUGGGCGCCCGGCAUCUGCUCAAAGACUACACGCUUGACCAGUGCCGGAUGGUCAGUUCAGGGGCUGCCACCUUUUACGUCUGGGCCAAAUGUAUCAUUGAUGAGAUCUCCAAGAGAUACGCCGAGGAAGUCGCGCACACAAGACCCAGAACUAGUCGGUCCAGACGAGGAAAUCGACAAAAUGAGUAG